GUACUACUGCUGCGGAAUUUGAUACAAGUGAAGAAAUGAAUCAAGUCACCUCUAUUCGUGGACAUAAUGCAUACCAAGCUAGCAUUCAUACCAGUAUUACAGAAAAGCAAGAAUACGCCCAUGGUUUUGGAAUAGCAAAAAGUGGUUUAAAAUUCGCUCUUGAAAAUGGACUAGUCAAUGAAUUCGUAGGACUAAUUGUGAAAUUCAUUGAAAACCAUAGUGGUGUUGCUACUAGUGAGCAUAUAACAAAAUUGAAGCACAAGAGGCGUUCAAGGUUGUUGGAUUCUGCGCAGCAAAAUGAAAUAGAAGCUGAAAACGAAUAUACUGAAGAACUUCUACCAAAGAAACGAGUUAAUACAGUGAAUGAUGAAAAUUCUACAUCAAAGGUGGAGGGUCGUUACUAUAGUAAUUGUUAUGGAACUGGACACUAUGCCAAUACAUGUAAAUUUCCUACAGUGAAUGGUGAAAAUUCUACAUCAAAG
Molecule: messenger RNA, 482 nt
Organism: Racocetra fulgida
Lineage: Eukaryota; Fungi; Glomeromycota; Glomeromycetes; Diversisporales; Gigasporaceae
Source: the annotation of a GenBank genome assembly